Molecule: messenger RNA, 3103 nt
Organism: Branchiostoma belcheri (Belcher's lancelet)
Lineage: Eukaryota; Metazoa; Chordata; Leptocardii; Amphioxiformes; Branchiostomatidae
Product: estrogen receptor beta-like
Exons: 8
Coding region: 1-2091 (696 amino acids)
Biological process (GO): regulation of DNA-templated transcription
Molecular function (GO): DNA-binding transcription factor activity; sequence-specific DNA binding; zinc ion binding
Source: RefSeq, a predicted model, not a curated record
AUGCCUCCUCCAAAGAGACCGAAGAAUGGACCAACCCGAGCAGAGCAGUUCUUGGACAAGCCCACAGAUCCUCUUGAAGCCAUCAUUAGGAGGUCUCUGUUGAGUGAACCAGGGAAGAAACAAGAACGGGACAACAAAAGUCCCGGAAAAAACCCAGGUGGGUCUUCAGUCGGCCCAUUUUCAGUCCCACAUGGACAGCCAAUCAUGAUGACCCCUCAGAUGGGGAUACCCAGAAGCCAAGGCCACCAGGCAGGGACCAGACCCAUGGCACAGCAGCCUCGUCAUGCAGGGGACAGUGAUGGUGUCCACAACGAACACACCAGAAAUCAUCAGGAACCACAACAGCUUCUGGUGGGCAUGGUCUCCCCUGUCAUGAUGCAGAAUGGCUUCAUGUACCAUCCCUCAUCAGUCAACAUGGGGCCCCAUCCCAUGUCUCACUCUGAAGGUGGCUCCAGACACAAGGGGACUGGACAGUACUUCUCCCCUGUCAACUACGUACCAGGACCAAACGGAUGGGCCAUGGCCUAUCCAGACAUCCACAUCAUUCCCCCGCAAGGCCAGGCCCCCAGGAUGGCCACACCCACCAAGGCAGCACUGAAGCAGAGCCCCAUAUCUCCUGUCAUGUCUGUCCACGGGAUGAGGCAGAAUGGAAGAAUCCAGAACGGGAUGAUGCAGCAGCACCAUCACCCAGAUAUACUCACCCUGCACAAUGGGGGAAGACUACAAGUUGCUCAAGUUGGUGAUAUGUGUCCCGACCAGUUCUCCAAAGGCAGGGACUCUCCAGCCAGCAGUGGCAGCUCGAUAGAGAACAAUCAGCCUCAGGUGAAAGAACUGGACAACAAGGCCCGUGCAGUUUGCCGUGUCUGUGGGGACCACGCGUCCGGCUUCCACUAUGGAGUCUGGUCUUGUGAAGGUUGCAAGGCAUUCUUCAAAAGGAGCAUUCAGCAAGGUCAGACAGAUUACAUCUGUCCAGGCACCAACCAGUGCACCAUUGACAGGAAUAGACGAAAAAGCUGCCAGGCUUGUCGCUACAGGAAGUGCCUGAUGGUCGGCAUGACCAAAGAUGGUAGAAGAAACGGUGAAAGAAGAGGGCCCAAAAGAAAGCGGACACAUAACCAAAUUGACAUGGGGUCCACAGGAGCAGGUAGCUGUAAGUCCUCAGUGUCACCACUCCCGUCCUCAGCUAGUGCCUUCAACAAAUCCCGGUCAGCCUCGCCUACAGAAAAUAACAGUUUUGACAGCGAUGGUGACAGCUCGACGGGAAGGGAAUUCCAGCCAGCCUCUCGCCAGCGACUAAAAGCACUGAUCGAUGCCCUGGACUUCAAGGAAGUGGAGAAUAGAGAAGAGAAUCACCCAAUAGGUACAGGCCAACCGGCAGGCAGCUGGCAGGAAAUCUCCAACCCAGAACUGAUGGAAUCAGUCAGCAGCCUGGUGGACAGGGAACUGACUGGGAUCAUCUGCUGGGGGAAGAAAAUUCCAGGGUAUUCCAAGCUGUCAUUAAACGACCAGGUGCUACUUAUGGAGUCUACUUGGCUUGAUCUGCUGAUCCUGGACCUGGUAUGGUGCUCUGUCAGACAUAAGGGGGAGAAACUGCUGCUGUCUGGGGGAGUCCUUGUUAACAGAAACACCAUUUCCAACCGGAAAAAAACUUCUUCUGGUGACGAUAAGGAAGUCCUAGAGAUGUGUGACCAAAUCCUGUCCAUUGCCACCAAGUUCUUCGAGAUUGAUCUACAGAAGCGGGAAUACCUGUGUUUAAAGGCCAUCACCCUUGUCCAUGGCUCUCUGAAGGGGUUGGAAAGUGAUACCCAGGUGCGCCAGCUGCAGGAUGACCUGACAGAUGCCCUGAUGGACGUCUGCAGCGAACGCCAUGCCCUGGGCUCCCGACGUCCUGCGAAGAUGCUGCUGCUGCUAUCACACCUGCGACAGGUGAGUGCCAGGGCAUCGUCUCACCUUGGCGCAGUCAGAAAUGGUCUGAAGGUCCCGUUGUACGACAUUCUGCUGGACAUUCUCACAGACCAGGUGUCUGAGGGCAAGUGUGACCAGCAGGCUGGUCAUAAUGAUGUGGCCAGCAGCCCAGAGAAAGAGAGAUGAUCAUAGCAGAAUGAGAAGCACAAUGGUAAAUAUAUAUAUAUAUAUAACGUUAUAUAAUAUGAAUUUCAAAAGUAUAUAUCAUCUCUUAUAUUUUGUGUGCUUUGGUGUGUACAGUUAUUGUUUUGUAUUUGUGUUGUUAAUAAAGUACACACUCUUUUUGGAUAUUAUCUUAAUUGAGACACGUUGAUGUUAUCUGAAGAUGUUGUUCUUUUGAAGUUGAUUUUUCCCAGAGGUUGGAUGUAAAAAUAGAUAAAAAGUUACAGAAGUUCUGUGAUUGAUUUGUAGAACUGUUCAAGUCCUGGAUGUUGGCUUUGGUCAGAAAAACUAUGAACAGCUUAUGUAUCAAAUUGAAUGUCAAAGCAUGGCUGUAUUUGGAGAUGGUGUUGUGUUACUUAGCCUUGAUUACACAAGUGUUUUAUCUUUUGUCCUUCCACGCAUUGAACAAAGUGAACAUAAGCUUAUGCUUUUGUUGGUAGGCAGUGUUACUCUACAGUCUGUAUUGGGAUGUUUGCACUUGUAAAAAAGGAGGGCAGUCUUUUGGAGAGCAAAAAGGGGAAAACAGCAUGUCAUCUGUUGUCCAUGUGAGAUUUCUGUAUCACUAUCAGAUAUGUCAGUUGUCUAACAGUUUUACUCAGUCUUUCUUGAAAUGAAAUCACCAACAUCCCCAAGCAUGCCAGCUGAAAAGUAAGUGUUGGAAUAGUUUUUUUCCCAGGUAUUUCUGUGUUUGUGUUGUCAUUGGGUGAAUUUCAAUGUGCAAUAUCAGAUGCACAAAAGCUCUGUCAAGCAUCUCCCAAAGAAAAUAAAAAUUAACAAAGUGUUAACAUUAUAGAUCCCCAUACUGGUAUAUUCAUGUGGGGACUUGAAUAUAUAUAUAUAUAUAUAUAUGGUUACAGAAAACACUUAAGAUGUAUUGUUUAUUGUAUAUUUUUUGAGAAGAGUGAUGUAUAUUAUGUGCUGUUCUGUAAUGUACUAAAAACAGCAGGAGCACAAUAAAAGUUCUCUGUUCCGAGGA